CCUCGGCCGAGCUGCCUCUGUAGCCAGUGCCGCGGGCGUUUGGAGAACCCGGGUCGGAGUCCGGGCUCGGUCCUCUGAGCGCCACCUCUCGUGAAACUCGGGAGGGGAAGGCACAGGGAGGGGUUCGUGGAGAGAAAAGAGGUAGAACUGGUGCAGACUAUCCAACUUCGGGGCUUCCAGGGAGCUGGGCAGUGGUAGCUGGUGGUAGUGGGCACCCCCAAGGCGCCUAGUACGGUUCCUCUGUUCGGGCUUCCAAGCCCCCGGGACCAAGGGCCGGUGCCCAUUGGCCCCUGCUCCUUCGCCACGGAAACGUCCCAUCCAGCCCUCUCCGGUGGGGGGCCAUAGCGCCCCUAUCCUCUGCCCCUUUUUCUUUUCUUGGUGAGGGGGGUUCGCUUUCCCCGUGCACCCCGCCCCGCCCCCCGGGAACCCCCCAGCCUCACCCGCUCACCCCCUGCACCUCUGCACCGCGCUGCGCGCCCGCGGAGUGCGCUUGAUCGCAGGUGGGUGCAGAGCCCCGCCGCACCUGCCUCCCAGCGCUGAGGACUGGACUGUGGGGCGCCCCGCUGCUCUCCAGGCUCUUUGGGUCGCCCUGAUCUCGCUGAGCGGACCUAACUGGACUUGCCUGGGGGAACUUGCAGUGCCCUCUCUGGGCCAGACGACCAGAUACUCAUCGGACUCAAGGGCUGCACACAUCUUGCAUCCACAUCUCAGCACGAACGAGAGGACCGGACCGGAUCAAUUCUUAUGCUAAUUGCUGAAAAUGGGCCCAAUAGGUGCAGAUUCUGAUGAGAACCAGACAGUGGAAGAAACGAAGGUGGAACCAUAUGGCUCAGGGCAGACCACUCCUAGAGGGGCGCUGGGCCAUGACCCGGAGCCAGAGCUGAUAGACAGCACCAAGCUGAUCGAGGUACAGGUGGUUCUCAUAUUGGCCUAUUGCUCCAUCAUCUUGCUGGGGGUCAUUGGCAACUCCUUGGUGAUCCACGUGGUAAUCAAAUUCAAGAGCAUGCGCACAGUAACAAACUUUUUCAUUGCCAAUCUGGCCGUGGCAGACCUUCUGGUGAACACCCUGUGCUUGCCAUUCACUCUCACCUACACCUUAAUGGGGGAGUGGAAAAUGGGCCCUGUCCUGUGCCACCUCGUACCCUAUGCCCAGGGUCUGGCAGUCCAGGUGUCCACCAUCACCUUGACGGUCAUCGCCCUGGAUCGUCAUCGUUGUAUCGUCUACCACCUGGAGAGCAAGAUCUCCAAGCGAAUCAGCUUUCUGAUUAUCGGCUUGGCCUGGGGCAUCAGUGCCUUGCUGGCAAGCCCCCUGGCCAUCUUCCGGGAGUAUUCAUUGAUUGAGAUUAUUCCCGACUUUGAGAUUGUGGCCUGCACUGAGAAGUGGCCUGGUGAGGAGACAAGUAUCUACGGCACUGUCUACAGCCUUUCAUCCUUAUUAAUCCUCUAUGUUUUGCCUCUGGGCAUAAUAUCUUUUUCCUACGCUCGUAUCUGGAGUAAACUUAAGAAUCACGUCAGCCCCGUCGCUACUAAUGACCACUACCACCAGCGAAGGCAGAAAACCACCAAAAUGCUGGUGUGCGUGGUGGUGGUGUUUGCGGUCAGCUGGUUGCCACUCCACGCCUUCCAGCUUGCCGUUGACAUUGACAGCCAAGUGCUGGACCUGAAGGAGUACAAACUCAUCUUCACCGUGUUCCACAUCAUUGCCAUGUGCUCCACCUUUGCCAACCCCCUUCUCUAUGGCUGGAUGAACAGCAACUACAGAAAGGCUUUCCUCUCUGCCUUCCGCUGCGAGCAGAGGUUGGACGCCAUCCACUCCGAGGUGUCCGUGACAUUCAAGGCUAAAAAGAACCUGGAGGUCAAAAAGAGCAAUGGCCCCAAUGACUCCUUUACAGAGGCUGCCAAUGUCUAAGGAAGUGCCCGAGCAGAACUCUGGGUGGGUUCCCCCCAGACCUAGACCUCUAGUUGAGAAGCUUGCAGGUGCAUCCUGAUUUCCCAUUUACAGGAAGAAAAAAAGCAUCUGAAUGGAAGCAUCUGCGGUUUGUAAUUCAUGGAAAACUGGUUGGUAGAGCCUAGGUAAAAAUAUUCAUAGACAAAAAUAUGGCAACAAAGCAAAGUACAGUUGCUUGGAUGAUGGGUUGAAUUACAAAUACAAGCAGAGAGAGUUGCUUUUCACUGUUUCCCAGAAUCAGGGAAACCUGGACAAAGAAUUGGCAUUAUCAGCAUUGCUAAAGGGGUGUGUG
Molecule: messenger RNA, 2240 nt
Organism: Talpa occidentalis (Iberian mole)
Lineage: Eukaryota; Metazoa; Chordata; Mammalia; Eulipotyphla; Talpidae
Gene: NPY2R
Product: neuropeptide Y receptor Y2
Exons: 2
Coding region: 761-1909 (382 amino acids)
Biological process (GO): G protein-coupled receptor signaling pathway
Cellular component (GO): membrane
Molecular function (GO): neuropeptide Y receptor activity
Source: RefSeq, a predicted model, not a curated record